Malania oleifera is the source of this 414-nucleotide messenger RNA. RefSeq lists its product as uncharacterized. The record is from RefSeq and is a predicted model, not a curated record. Bases 1 to 414 code for a protein of 137 amino acids. Lineage: Eukaryota; Viridiplantae; Streptophyta; Magnoliopsida; Santalales; Ximeniaceae. The transcript has 2 exons.
AUGAGGAAACUUAAGCUUACCGGAAGUGGAUUAAGACUGAUGAGAUGGCGUGAUAAUCUCAAAGAAAUGUUUGGGGAUCAAAAUCGUGCUGCUAGGCAAAUUGUUGUGAAGGAACUUAGGAAUACUACUAUGGCAGAAUGGACCCCAGCAAGGGAUCAUGUUCUAAAGAUAGUUGGUCUUCUUAAUGAGCUAGAGAUCCUUAGAGCUGAAAUUAACGGGGAAACCGAGGUCGAUAUCGUUCUCCAGCCGCUGCCUGACUCUUUCACGCAGUUUUUCCUGAACUACGACAUGAAUAAGCUCUCUUACUCAUUGGCAGAACUACUUAAAGAUCUUCAAGUAGCUGAGGCCCUCAUCAGGAAGCCAACUAUUGCUCUUGUGACUGAGAAAGGUUCUUCUUCUAGGCCAAAAGGCUGA